Sorex araneus (European shrew) is the source of this 622-nucleotide messenger RNA. RefSeq names its product ADP-ribosylation factor-like protein 1. Gene Ontology annotation, cellular component: cytoplasm; Golgi apparatus. The record is from RefSeq and is a predicted model, not a curated record. Gene Ontology annotation, molecular function: GTPase activity; GTP binding. The transcript has a single exon. Gene Ontology annotation, biological process: vesicle-mediated transport; intracellular protein transport. Bases 62 to 556 code for a protein of 164 amino acids. NCBI's taxonomy places the organism in Eukaryota, Metazoa, Chordata, Mammalia, Eulipotyphla, Soricidae.
GACCGCCGCCAACGGGGGCUUUUUCUCCAGUAUUUUUUCUAGUCUGUUUGGAACCCGGGAAAUGAGGAUCUUAAUUUUGGGAUUAGACGAAGCAGGAAAGACUACAAUUUUGUACAGAUUGCAGGUUGGAGAAGUCGUUACUACAAUUCCGACCAUUGGAUUCAAUGUUGAGACGGUAACAUAUAAAAAUCUUAAAUUCCAAGUAUGGGAUUUAGGAGGACAGACUAGUAUCAGGCCUUACUGGAGAUGUUAUUACUCUAACACAGAUGCUGUCAUAUAUGUAGUAGACAGUUGUGACCGAGACCGAAUUGGCAUUUCCAAAUCUGAGUUGGUUGCCAUGUUGGAGGAGGAAGAGCUAAGGAAAGCGAUUUUGGUGGUGUUUGCAAAUAAGCAGGACAUGGAACAGGCCAUGACUCCGUCAGAGAUGGCCAAUUCGCUUGGGUUACCUGCUUUGAAGGACCGCAAAUGGCAGAUAUUCAAAACUUCUGCAACCAAAGGCACUGGUCUCGAUGAGGCCAUGGAAUGGUUAGUGGAAACACUGAAGAGUAGGCAGUAAAUUCAAUCACGUCUCUGCAAAGAAAAUUGUAUUAGCACGAUCCCUGCGGCAACAGUCACAUGUACU